Molecule: messenger RNA, 1825 nt
Organism: Theobroma cacao (cacao)
Lineage: Eukaryota; Viridiplantae; Streptophyta; Magnoliopsida; Malvales; Malvaceae
Product: cytochrome P450 87A3-like
Biological process (GO): brassinosteroid biosynthetic process; multicellular organism development; brassinosteroid homeostasis
Molecular function (GO): monooxygenase activity; iron ion binding; heme binding
Source: RefSeq, a predicted model, not a curated record
AAGACAACUGCCAAACAACCAACAGUUCUCAAUGCACUGAAACUUGAUCCAGCCCAAUGCUAUUUACGCAGCUGUUCCUGUUCUGACCAGAGUGCAACCUAUUGCCUCGUGCACGUGUCGAGACCAAAAUGCCGUGUUCUCUGCUAUGCAUAGCAGUAAUUUUUUUAGGCAUAGCGCUUUGGAUUUACAACUGGAGGAACCCAAGGUGCAAUGGGAAGCUCCCACCAGGUUCCAUGGGUUUACCAAUUGUCGGAGAGUCAUUUCAGUUCUUUUCUCCCUACACCACAUCCGAUGUUUCCCCUUUCAUCAAAAAGAGAAUGGACAGGUAUGGUUCGUUGUUUCGAACUAGCCUUGUUGGUCGGAAGAUUGUUGUUUCCACUGAUCCUGAAGUCAACCGCUUCAUUUUCCAACAAGAAGGGAGAUUGGUUCAAACCUGGUACAUGGACAGCUUUGACGACAUCGUUGGGAAGGAUAAUAUUCUCUCCAGUCACGGGUUUCUGCACAAGUACCUGAGAAAUUUGAUUUUGAACCUUUUUGGCUCUAAAAGCCUGAAAGAAAGACUUCUUUCUGAAACAGAGGAAUUAACCGUCAAAAAUCUGCAGUUGUGGUCUUGCGAGCCUGGAGUGGAACUGAAACAAGCCAUGGCAACCAUGAUAUAUAAUUUUACUGUGAAGAAGCUAUUUAGUUGCAAUGAUCCAAGGUCCGCCAAGAAGCUAAGAGCAUGCUAUUCAGCUUUCCUGGAUGGUUUGAUAUCCUUUCCUCUAAACAUCCCUGGAACGGCUUACUGGAAAUGUUUACAGGGACGUAACAAAGCAAUGAAGGUUAUAAAGAGUAUGUUGGAGGAGAGGCGUGCAUCACCAAAGAGACAACAGAAAGAUUUUCUUGAUAUCGUAGUGGAAGAAAUGAAGAAAGCUGAAACUAUCCUAUCAGAACAGACGGCUUUAGAUUUACUGUUUGCUCUUCCUUUUGCUGCUUUUGAAUCUGCAUCCUCCGCUGUUGUAUUAGCUCUUCAGUAUCUUCGCAACAACCCACUAGCGCUAGCAGAAUUAACCCAAGAACAUGAAGCAAUCUUAACUGAAAGGGAAACGAAGGAUUCUGGAAUCACUUGGAAAGAAUAUAAAUCAAUGACUUUUACACAUAUGGUUAUCAAUGAAACUAUCAGGCUGGGAAAUAUUGUCCCAGCAAUUUUCAGGAAAGUGGUCAAAGACGUAGAAGUAAAAGGUUAUACAAUUCCUGCAGGUUGGAUUAUUUUGGCUUGUACACCUGCUGUUCAUUUGAACUCUGAAAUAUAUGAGGAUCCCCUUUCCUUCAAUCCAUGGCGAUGGAAGGGGCGAGAACUGAAUGCGGGUUCUAAAUUUUUUAUGGGUUUUGGGAGUGGCGUGAGACUUUGUGCUGGAGCAGAAUUCGUGAAGCUGCAAAUGUCUAUUUUCCUUCAUCAUUUGGUCACAAAGUACAGGUGGACAGUGAUCAAGGAAGGAGAUGCUGCUAGACAGCCCGGCCUGGUGUUUCCAGAGGGUUUCCACGUUCAAAUCUCCAAGAAAAAUUCCUGCCAGAAUGUUGCAGAACUGUGAGAGCAGCACCUGGGAAAAGCCCAAUAUGUAACUAAGCCAGCCUCUGGGAAAGAACAGUAAAUAAGGCAGCUUACACAGCUCAGGGCCUGUGGCUGUAACCAAUGCAUGAAUAAAUUGUUAAAUAAAGGGCUCAAAGCCCCACAGCCAUUUCUAAGUCCCUCGGUUCCGUGUGUUAUGGAAAUCCAUUGUUUUCUUCCUUUUAAAUAAAAAGUUUCAUUGCGACCAAUCACGAGUUCAUGUUCCUCGUGAAGAGU